AUGGUGUAUCCUCCUUGUUACAAGGACAUCGGUUUCUGGAUCAAUGAAUCAUUUACUGAAAAUAAUCUGUGUGAACUUGUUAGAGGAAUUGCUGGGGAUCUUGUAGAAGAGACUGACACAGCCUCAGUGUUGUUAAAAGCUAUUGGGUAUAUCAGAUUCCUUCAGAGUCAAAUUGAGAGCUUCAGAGAUUUACACAACCAUGUAAAAGUGACGGUUCUCUUGAUUUUUUGGUGGUUGGUGAUUGGGGAAGAAGAGGUGAAUAUAACCAAUCUGAAGUUGCUUACCAGCUACUGCAUGAAAACUGCUUGAAGAGGAAAGUACCUACUAGUGAACAGGUAUGAUUAUUGCCCUCUUCA
Molecule: messenger RNA, 356 nt
Organism: Arachis stenosperma
Lineage: Eukaryota; Viridiplantae; Streptophyta; Magnoliopsida; Fabales; Fabaceae
Exons: 5
Coding region: 1-309 (102 amino acids)
Molecular function (GO): protein dimerization activity
Source: RefSeq, a predicted model, not a curated record